AUGCCAGCCCCCGCGCCGUGGCCCGUGUCGCAGGACGUCGCCUCGCUCGCCGAUCGCGCCAGCGCCCUCUCCCGCGCCGCCGCCGGGCCCCGGAACCCCCUUGGGGCCCUCGCGGCGGCGCUCCUCCGGAUCCAGCCCGUAGCCCGCGAGCUCGAGCGCUGGAGGUGGCUCACGCCCGGCGAUCCCGAGCUGCCCGACCUGCACGCCUGGCUCUUCGAGCUCAGGGACGCGGUGGCCGACGCCGAGGACAUCCUAGACGAGCUCCACAGCCGGCGCCAGGUCGGCCCCGCGCUCUUGGCCUGCGUAUACGCCACGUUCCGUGGCCCCGGACGGAAGCUGAGGCGACUGGCGGAGAGGCUCGACCGCGCCCGCGACGAUUCGGAGCGGCUGCGACCCGGCAGGGCCAGCGCCGCGGCGGGAUGCGGUGUGCGGUCGCCGAACCGAGUAACCGGCUCCGUGCUCGCGGAGCGGAAGGUAUUCGGGCGUGGGGAGGAGUGCGACUCCAUAAUCGCCAGGCUCGUCGAUGAUUGCGAGGAAACAUGCCGUUCGGUUGCUCCGGUUGUUGCGGUGGUUGGCCAUGGAGGCAUCGGCAAGACCACGGUUGCUCAGUGCGUGUACAACGAUGCGAGAAUCGAAGCGCGGUUCGAUAUGAGAGCUUGGGUUUGCGUCUGGGAUAGAUCAGAUGAGGCCCAGCUCACCAGGGAGAUAUUACAGUCCAUUGGUUGUGCAGAUGAUACACUGUGCGAUGAUGGUCUGGCCAGUUUGGAUAGUUUGCAGGAGGAGCUUGAGAAAUUGGUUGCAUCUAAGAGGUUCCUCCUGGUACUUGAUGAUGUUUGGAUUGAUGAGGGUAAAACCGAGAAAGAGAAUAGGAGCAUGUGGAAGAAAGUGUUAAGAAGCAGUGAUUGUUGGUUGCUGUUGAAGGAAGUUGCUUUGGGUGGGCAACCCAUGGAUUUUCCACCUGAGUUGCAAGAGAUUAUAGGAGCUAUUGUUGCAAAUGUUAAGGGAUCACCUUUAGCUGCUAAAGCUAUUGGGCAAAUGAUAAGUAGCACCAGGAGCACAAGGAAAUGGAGAGCACUGAUGAACACAGAAAUUAGUGAUAAUAUCAUUAUCUCCUCCCUCCAACUCAGUUACCAACACUUGCCGAGUCACCUCCAGCGCUGCUUUGCGUAUUGCAGCAUAUUUCCAACGACCUGGAGGUUUAAUCGCUAUGAUUUGGUCAAAAUGUGGAUGGCUCUCGGUUUCAUUCAACCGCCAACAGAUGAAGGGAAAGGGAUGGAAGAUUUAGGGCAAAGGUACUUCGAUGAUCUCCUAUCACGUUCCUUCUUUGGGACUGCAAAUAAAGACCAGCAAACGAGUUACUUACUGGAUGACCUAAUGCACACUUUGGCGCAGCAUUUUUCUGCUCAUGAUUGCAUGAAAAUUAAUGAGGAUGUUCCUGUUGUGAUUCCACCAACAGUUCGUCACCUGUCUAUCUCAACUGAUUAUUUACCACAGCUGAAGAGCAAAUACAGGCUGGGAAGGCUGCGGACAUUGUUAGUUCUCAGAAGCCCAUCAUUAUCCUCAAGUCAUUUUCCUAGGAAACUUUUGGCCAAAUUUAAGAACUUGCGGGUCCUGGGUCUUAGUGAAUCUGAUAUUGCAGAAUUACCUGAAACUAUUAGCCAGUUGGUUCAUCUCCAUUACCUAGCUUUCAGUGGUAUAACGAACAAACUUCCCAAGAGUAUAUACAGGCUUAAACAACUUGAGGUGCGUGGUAUACCUAUAUUGUUGUUCCAUGAUAAUCAUCUUGGCCGUGUUAGUAAACUUGUUACAGUUAAACAUCCAAAACAUGCUGUGGAGUAA
Miscanthus lutarioriparius is the source of this 1839-nucleotide messenger RNA. The record is from the annotation of a GenBank genome assembly. NCBI's taxonomy places the organism in Eukaryota, Viridiplantae, Streptophyta, Magnoliopsida, Poales, Poaceae.